AUGGGCAUCUACAGCUCGCUUCUCUUCACCUCCACCUUUGUGUUUAUUCUGCUCGUGUGCUCUGUGGAUCCCCGCUGCCUCCACACCUGGGUGUUUGGUGCCCAGAUGUUGUGGCAAACCUUCUGGCACCUGCUUAUACAGUACAGGGAAUACUACCUGCAUGAGCCUGUCAGCAUCAGAUUGUUUGUGGCAGUGUCCUCGUUGAUGCUGCUCACCCAGAGAAUCACCUCGGUGUCCAUGGACCUCCAGGAGAAGCGAGUUCUGCUAACAUUUAAUGCUUCAUCCAAGAGGAAGGCAUGCGUGAUGCUUCUCCCUCUUAUCAGCUACAUCCUAAAUUUCACCACACUGCUUGGGGGGCCUUUGUACUCCUACAGCCGAUUUGUGUCCUUAAUGUCGGGGAUCAGCCUCAACACUCCCCCUAAUCCACUGAGAGUAGUCCUCCUAAAGUUGUUGCAGGUGUUAUUGCUGCAGUGGGUAAGGUAUUAUCUUGUCCAUUUUCUGAAACAUAACACAUAUGAUCCCGCCACCUCUAUCCUGCUCUACGGUGUCCUGUGGGUUUGGGGUCUGGCGGUGGUUUUAAGGAUCCAAUAUUAUUCUCACUGGAGGAUCAGCGAAUGCCUCAAUAACGCAGCUGGGUUUGGCUUUUGGGAAAAUUCACCAGGAGACUCACCAGAAUGGAGCAGAUUAUCCGAUGGAGAUUUCUGGACCAUCGAAGCGUCGAGCCGUAUGUCUGAGUUCGCCCGUCGAUGGAACGCCACAACAGCCUCAUGGCUGCGUAGGCUCAUUUAUAUAAGGUGCAAACGCUUCCCGUUGUUCAUGACCUUUAGUUUCUCACUGUGGUGGCAUGGCUGUCAUUUAGGUCACUUUUGGGGAAUUUGGACCUGGGCAGCGACAGUGGAGGCAGAUUAUCAUAUACACGGCUACUUACAUCCAAAACUUUCAUCAACAUGGAGGAACAUAUACACUUGUUUGAGCUGGAUAAACACUCAAAUGAUUGUUGCUUGUAUUGUUGUAGCAGUAGAAUUAAGAAAUACAUCUGGUUUGAGACUUGUAUCUAUAACAUACAUAGGUCUGUUUCCACUUCUUAAUAUAAUGCUGCUCUUUAUCUCAUUAAAACUCAACACAGUUUAG
This is a messenger RNA of Cottoperca gobio, 1131 nucleotides long. It is a transcript of the gene mboat4, whose product is annotated as membrane bound O-acyltransferase domain containing 4. The transcript is spliced from 2 exons. Gene Ontology annotation, biological process: peptidyl-serine octanoylation; lipid modification. Bases 1 to 1131 code for a protein of 376 amino acids. Gene Ontology annotation, cellular component: endoplasmic reticulum membrane. Gene Ontology annotation, molecular function: serine O-acyltransferase activity. Lineage: Eukaryota; Metazoa; Chordata; Actinopteri; Perciformes; Bovichtidae. The record is from RefSeq and is a predicted model, not a curated record.